GGGCGGGCCGGGCGGCGGCGGCGGCGCGGCGCGGCGCGGCGCUGCGCUGACUGGGUUGGGUCGGGCGGCGGCGGCGACGGCUGAGGCGGCUGCAGAGGCCACCGAGGCGCUGACUGGGUGGCCGGCGGGCCCCUGUGGCGUCGAGCAGCCCCUUCGUGCCGCCUGGCACUCCCGGGGCAGCGGUGGGCCGCGGCGCGCAGCCUGCCAGUGAGCUGCAGCGGGCACACCCCGGCGCAGCGGCGACUGCCGACAGGUUAGAGUGGGGGCAGGGACAGGCGCGGGAGCAGCCCGUGGCCGGAGUAGGAGCCCGAGCCAGGCCAUCUCCAACCAUGUCCGACGAGGCGUCAGCCACCACGUCGUACGAGAAGUUUCUAACCCCCGAGGAGCCCUUCCCGCUUCUGGGACCCCCUCGCGGGGUGGGCACCUGCCCGAGCGAGGAGCCGGGCUGCCUGGACAUCAGCGACUUCGGCUGCCAGCUCUCCUCUUGCCAUCGCACGGACCCUCUCCACCGCUUCCACACCAACAGGUGGAACUUAACUUCCUGUGGAACAAGUGUGGCCAGCUCAGAAUGCAGUGAGGAGCUGUUUUCAUCGGUUUCUGUUGGAGAUCAAGAUGAUUGCUAUUCCCUAUUAGAUGACCAAGACUUCACAUCUUUUGAUUUAUUCCCUGAGGGGAGUGUCUGCAGUGAUGUCUCUUCUUCUAUUAGCACAUACUGGGAUUGGUCAGAUAGCGAAUUUGAAUGGCAGUUACCAGGCAGUGACAUUGCCAGUGGAAGUGAUGUACUUUCCGAUGUCAUACCCAGUAUUCCAAGUUCACCGUGCCUGCUUCCUAAAAAGAAAAACAAGCACCGGAAUUUAGAUGAACUUCCUUGGAGUGCAAUGACAAACGAUGAGCAGGUGGAAUAUAUUGAGUAUCUGAGUCGUAAAGUCAGUACUGAGAUGGGUCUUCGGGAGCAACUUGAUAUUAUUAAAAUAAUUGAUCCUUCUGCUCAAAUCUCCCCUACAGACAGUGAGUUUAUUAUUGAACUUAACUGUCUCACAGAUGAAAAACUGAAGCAGGUCAGAAACUAUAUCAAGGAGCAUAGCCCUCGCCUACGGCCUGCAAGAGAGGCCUGGAAGAGAAGCAACUUUAGCUGUGCAAGCACCAGUGGAGUGAGCGGUGCCAGUGCCAGUGCCAGCAGCAGCAGUGCCAGCAUGGUCAGUUCUGCAAGCAGCAGUGGGUCCAGUGUUGGAAACUCUGCUUCAAACUCCAGUGCCAACAUGAGUCGAGCACACAGUGACAGCAACUUGUCUGCAAGUGCAGCAGAGCGGAUUCGGGAUUCAAAAAAGCGAUCCAAGCAGCGGAAGUUACAGCAGAAGGCCUUACGCAAGAGGCAGCUGAAAGAGCAAAGGCAGGCUCGGAAGGAGAGGCUCAGUGGGCUCUUCCUUAAUGAAGAAGUGCUGUCCUUGAAAGUGACUGAGGAAGACCAUGAAGCAGAUGUAGAUGUUCUGAUGUAAUAAGGGUGACUUUAUCAGUGUUCUUUCUAAGCAUUAAAGUAUUCUAUCCUUAUUUGUUUACAUGCAUCUUGACCAAACUUUUGGUUAGAGCUGUGCUUAUGUACCUUUAAUAAUUUAGGUCAGUGGUUCUCAGCAGCUGGUCCUUGAGUCAGCCGCUUCAGCAUCACCUGAGAAGUUGUUAGGAAUGCAUAUUCUUGGGCCCCACCCCAAGACCUAGUGAAUCAGAAGUUCUGGCGGAGAGGCCUAGCAUUGUGUUUUAACAGGCACCAGAUUAUUCUGCCACACACUCUAGUUUUAAGAACCACUGAUUUAGUAAAUGUUUUAACUAUUUAAACUUUAGGGUGGUUAAAUGGGCUUUUUCAGACUAGUACUUUUACAGUUUAGAAGAUUUCAAGGUAUUGCUGACAAAUAGUGUAUUAUGUCAGUAUACAUGUGUGGAGAUCAUUAUUCAGUUUCCUUCUUAAUGUUACAAUUACUUAGUUUUUUUAAAGGGCCAUAGUGUAAUUCUAAAUUUCUAGUGGACAUCUUUUUUUGCAGUUGUGGAGGUGAAGUGUGGAUUGCUGUUUACAAUAGUGCCUUCAUUAAGUUUAGUUCUAUCUGUUUUCAUUCAUUAUUAACUCAAAAGUGUAAAAAAAAGGCCCUAAUAUCUUUCUUGUUUUGUUUUUCACUUUAUGUGAAUUCAGAAUCUUUUCUGUAAGUGAUGACUACUGAGAAAAUGUUACUAGUAGCUGAAUUUUAGACUUGAUACUAUGUUGAUUAACAUUCAAAUGGAGAAAUCAAUUAAGCAAAACAACCAAUUCUGCUUUUCCACUGCUUUUUGAAAUUUUAGGCUGUGAAAUUGUCUUAAAGGCAGAAGAUAUCUCUAUUAAGUUCUUUUUGUAGGUCUUUUUAUUUUCAGCACAGCUCUAAUUUUAAAAUAAUUGCUAUAACAGCUUUUGGCAUGUGAAUAGGUUAAUGUUCAAAAUUAACUAAAGAAAACCCUUACAGUUCUGCUAAACUCAAUAAAUCGCUAGAUAUACACUGAGCAGUGAGAUGCAGAAAAAAAAAAUUUAGCUUCUUGGCUACUAAUAGAACUCUAAUUUUAAAUGUGAAAUCAUGGAGUCUUUUAAAGUAUUUUCAUGGAGUUUGUCAUCAUGAACAUUAGAAGUAGUGUGAUUCCUUUUAUUUUCCCACACAUCUUUAAACAUUCACAUGGAUUAAAGAAAAUGGAAACUGAUACUACUGACAAUCAAGCUGCUUUCUGACUUUCAUAAUUUUCUUUUUAUUAUGGAAACUUGGGAGGUAAUCAUGCUUUUGUAGGAGGAGUUGCAAUCAAUAUUUUUUUAAACUCUGGAGUCAGAUGUUGAUAGAUUCCUACUUUUUUUCACAUUGUAUCAUAUCAAUUGUUAAAAAGAUGAAUAACUUAAACUCUUAAUUCUCAUUUGAUAUAAAGGCUUAACCUUUGCUUACAAUCAUGUGUUUUGAAAUUUUGAUUCCAUUUUGGUUUCUAAGGUUAAAGAAUUGAAACUGAGGGAAAGAAAUUGAUACAUUGCAGCUUUGCUGAGGUCUGUGGUAUGAUUGUAACAUUUCGAAGACUACUAAAUUCAUACUUUAAAAUUUUUAAAGUAUAUAUGUGUAUAUGGUUAUCA
Molecule: messenger RNA, 3124 nt
Organism: Phacochoerus africanus (Common warthog)
Lineage: Eukaryota; Metazoa; Chordata; Mammalia; Artiodactyla; Suidae
Gene: FAM199X
Product: family with sequence similarity 199, X-linked
Exons: 6
Coding region: 330-1496 (388 amino acids)
Source: RefSeq, a predicted model, not a curated record